UCGCCAGUGAGAAGUGUGGUUAGGAAGUGUGUUUUCCGGGGAAUUUUCCUGGUUCAGGAAAACGUUGUAAGGCAGAGGAAGAACAGCUGGAAAAUGGGUGAGCGCAAGGGUCAGAACAAGUACUAUCCGCCGGAUUACGAUCCGCGCGCUGGCGGACUCAACAAGUUCCUGGGCACACAUGCUCUCCGGGAGCGCGCCCGGAAGCUCGACCAGGGCAUCCUGAUCAUUCGCUUCGAGAUGCCGUACAACAUCUGGUGCGAAGGGUGCAAGAAUCACAUUGGCAUGGGCGUGAGGUACAAUGCGGAGAAGAAGAAGGUCGGCAUGUAUUACACGACGCCCGUCUAUCAGUUCCGGAUGAAGUGCCAUCUCUGCGACAAUCACUUCGAGAUUAAGACGGACCCCGGAAACCUAGACUAUGUGAUCAUGUCGGGCGCGCGGCGACAGGAGAACCGCUGGGAUCCAACGCAGAAUGGGCAGAUCGUGCCGGAUGACAAGGAGAUGCAGAAGAGGCUGUUCGACGACGCGAUGUUCAAGCUGGAGCACACGGCGAAGGAUCAGGAGGCGGGGGCGGCGGCCAAGCCGGUGCUGGGGCGUCUCUUUGAGCGGAAUGAGGACGUCUGGAGGGAUCCUUAUGAGGCCAAUUCUCGUCUACGAACUGAAUUCCGCUCGAAGAAGAAGGAAUUGAAGGCCAGCGAGGAGAUAGAUAAGACUCUUCUGGACAAAUCCAGUCUGGACAUUGCUCUGGUGCCUGAGAACGAGGAGGAUCGGCACAUGGCGUCCCUCAUGAGUCUCCAGUCUGUGAAAUCUUCCGAAGAAGAGGCAGCAGAGCGGCGCCAGAGCGCCAUAAAUCAACCAUCUCUGCCAGGAAGCAACAUUCUCUCCUUCGGCGGCAUCCGGGCAGAGAGGCUCCUCAGCAAGAGACUCCUGCCCACGGAUCUGGGCAUCAGGAAGCGUCCUGCCGCCACGGAAGUCUCGCCGGAGUGCGAGAAGAAGCCCAAGAGUCUCGUUGGCGACUACUCGAGCAGCGAGAGCGACACAUAAAAGCGCGUAUCACUUUCCAUUUGUGCGUGGCAAUGGCGUUAUCAGGGAAUUGGGAGCAGGAACACUCCAUGCGGGCUGCAGUUGGCCCACUUUCGCCCCGCCGGCUGCACUUCCGCGCGCAGCACACUUUCCAGGAGAGGCGCUGAUGGACUUCAACGAGUGUUUCUCCACGCUGCAAUUCAUCAAUUCUUCACCUCUUCUUGGCGCUCUCUUCACACCCUCAAAUGACGCCCGCUGAAGAUGGGCUAGAAGCCGCGCUCCGUGAAAUGUGUGCGAUGUGAAGUGCAGAAGAAGAGAUUGCAAAUUGCGGCGCAAGAAAUCGAGAGAGAAGUGAGAAGAAUAAAUUUACUACAGGAAUCAUCAGUAAUAACAAGGAAAAGUGUGAAUAGUGA
This is a messenger RNA of Phlebotomus argentipes, 1433 nucleotides long. Its product is annotated as coiled-coil domain-containing protein 130 homolog. Gene Ontology annotation, cellular component: U2-type spliceosomal complex; post-mRNA release spliceosomal complex. The transcript has 2 exons. The record is from RefSeq and is a predicted model, not a curated record. Gene Ontology annotation, biological process: mRNA splicing, via spliceosome. NCBI's taxonomy places the organism in Eukaryota, Metazoa, Arthropoda, Insecta, Diptera, Psychodidae. The coding region runs from base 94 to 1041 and encodes 315 amino acids.